Molecule: messenger RNA, 1860 nt
Organism: Desarmillaria tabescens
Lineage: Eukaryota; Fungi; Basidiomycota; Agaricomycetes; Agaricales; Physalacriaceae
Exons: 4
Coding region: 1-1860 (619 amino acids)
Source: RefSeq, a predicted model, not a curated record
AUGACAUCCGCCAAACAUGUAGCUGAGGGUGGUCCUGAAGCUCUUCGUGCACUAUUCAAUACUAUCGAACCAGGCGCCGACAAAAACAUCUCCCCGGAGGCCCUUCAGCGGCUUUCUGAGAAACUAACUGAGUUCUCAGGAGGGAUGGAUGCUGCAAAGGAUCCCUUGAAUAUAAACCGUGGGGGUGAGCAUGUAAAUGAAGAAGGCCUCCCCAUUAUCGAUAUUAACGAGCCUGACUUCGAGAUCGGAUCAUCUUCGAACAAGCCAUUUGCUGAACCUGAUCUCAUUCCACUGUCUUCGCUGUCUCCUGCAGAAGUUGAAGUCCGAAAACGCGAACGGAACCGUGUAUUGGAUAUGCUCGAGGCGGAGGAGGAAAUGCUGGAGCGAAAAUCAAACGAGGCAGAAAAAGAACGACGACGCGAGGCUCUUCAGAACAUGAAGGAAGCCGGCCGUGAAGGAGUUAAGAAUUUUGCCCAAACGCGGGAAAUGCAGAAGAAGAUGGGGAAAGCGCUGUUGCGUAACAUGGCAGCGGCCAGGGAGAAGGAAGAAAAAGAGAAAGCUGAGAAAGAGGCAGAAGAUUUGCGAAAGGAAAAGGCAAGGACGAAGAAAGGACCUCAGAAGACAGUUACGUUUGCUGUACCCGAGAAGGAGGACGACAAGGAGGAAGAGAAUGUGGAGCAUGAAUGGGGCGACGUGGCUCAAGGAAGACUGACUUCGACCAAACGACCCACACUGCUUUCAAAAUUCAAUGAUAGCACUCUCCCCAUGAAGAUGUCGGUUGUUGAGCGACCGCCUGGCCAGUCAAACUCACCUCCAGAGACGCCCCAAAAUCUGGCUGACUCCGAUGACGAAUCCGAGCCUCCACUAUCUGAAGGCGGGUCGUCAUCGGAUAAUCCUUCUGAUGCAGAUGAAGAUGUGGAAGAGGGUUUCGACAUGGACUAUGCUCAACACCAGCGCGAAAUUGCCUUGGAGUACCACAAGAAACGAGAGACCAUUGGCCGCGAUGUCUCUCUUGCCAUGCGGUCACACACACAUGAAGAAGACGAAGAGGAGCAACCAAGCAGUUCCGCGCCCAAGAAGAAAACGCCAUUAUCCCAUUUCAAAUCUGAACGACUCGCAUCCUCCUAUGGCGCUUCUGCCCCCUCAUCAUCCUUGUCUCCCACCUCCCAGUCUCUCGGCGCUUCCAUCCUCCCUGCUUCAGGCGCCGAGACCCUACGGAACGCCAUUCGCGUGGGAAAACUCGACUCAGAGAACCGGCUCGUGGGAACGGAGAGCGACAGCGAAGGAGACAACGAGGAGGCCCAAGAAAUCAUCCGACUUCUUGAGAAGGGCGAAGCGUAUAACGCCGGUCCGAGCAAGGUGCAGAGUAGUACAAAUGACUCUAUCCUCCCCGAAAAUCUUCCCCCACUCCUACCAAAAACGAAACCAUCAAAGUUUAAGGCAGCACGGUCACAGGCUGGGAGACCAGCUACGCCUUCGUCUCAGAGUGAUUCAUCCACACCUGUAUCGAAUGUAGCGAGGUCGUCGCCCAAACUCCCACCUGCUAUUAAAAAUGUUCCUCCCUCUGCCACGGUCAUAGACUCACCGUCUUUUCCUGCAGGAGACGUGAUGUCCAUGAUUGUAGAGUCGCCCUCUUUCCCGCAGCCUCAACCUGCACCAACAUCACGCCCGAUGGUGGUGUCGUCUGCAGUAAGGGAGUCAUCGCAGCCUCCGAGGCGAGAGUCAUCUCGUCCUCAAAGGCCGCCUACCGUAGUACCUGUGUCUUCCCUGGUGAAAGAAACUAAUCCAUCUGGUAGUCAACCGGUCGGAGAACCCAAACCGUUCAAGAAAGUAUCAAGAUUUAUGGCAGAGAGAUCGUAG